Molecule: messenger RNA, 1792 nt
Organism: Haliotis rubra (blacklip abalone)
Lineage: Eukaryota; Metazoa; Mollusca; Gastropoda; Lepetellida; Haliotidae
Product: actin-related protein 2/3 complex subunit 2-like
Exons: 11
Coding region: 75-977 (300 amino acids)
Biological process (GO): Arp2/3 complex-mediated actin nucleation; actin filament polymerization
Cellular component (GO): actin cytoskeleton; Arp2/3 protein complex
Molecular function (GO): actin filament binding; structural constituent of cytoskeleton
Source: RefSeq, a predicted model, not a curated record
GCCAUCUUUUAUUGUCACUUCCUCUUUGGUGAGCACGAGCGAGGGUGGAAAGAAGUCCAACAUCGUUAAUUGCGAUGAUUUUACUCGAAAUAAGCAAUAGGAUAGUCGAAGAGACUCUGACAACAAAAUUCAGAAAUGUUUUAGAAGGAGGAAAGCCUGAUGGAGUGGACAUAACAGUAGCAGAUUUUGAUGGAGUGUUGUACCACAUAUCCAAUCCUGAUGGGGAUAAGUCGAAAAUCAUGAUCAGCAUCUCCCUCAAAUUCUACAAGGAUUUACAGGAACAUGGAGCUGAUACAUUGAUCAAGAGAGUAUAUGGAUCGUAUCUCACCACAGCAGAAGCAGGCUACAACGUGUCAAUCGUGUUUGACCUAGACAACAUUCCGUCAGAUCAUGAAGAACAGGUGAAGAAGGCAGCCCUCCUGAAGCGGAACUGCUUUGCGUCAGUGUUUGAGAAAUACUUCGACUUCCAGGAACAAGGGAAGGAGAGCAAGAAGAGAGCUGUCAUCCAGUACAGGGAAGAUGAAACCAUGUACGUAGAAGCUAAAAAAGAUAGAACAACUGUAAUUUUCAGUACAAUCUUCAAAGAUGACGAUGACAUUGUGAUAGGAAAAGUGUUUAUGCAGGAAUUCAAGGAAGGCCGAAGAAAAUACCAGCAAGCCCCCCAAGUGUUGUUCAGCCACAAGGAGCCACCUCAGGAACUAGAGAACACUGAGGCUAGAACCGGGAACAAUAUAGGAUACAUUACUUUCGUUCUGUUUCCGCGCCACACCAACAGGAAAGCACGGGAUAACACCAUCAACCUAAUUCACACACUUAGGGAUUACCUUCACUAUCAUAUCAAGUGUUCCAAGGCAUACAUCCAUCAGAGGAUGCGAGCCAAGACGACAGACUUCCUGAAGGUAUUGAACCGAGCUCGGCCAGAGAACAAGGAGAAGGAAAAGAGGACAAUAACGGGUAGAACCUUCAAGGCCAAUUAAGGAAGAUUUUGUUUAAGCCAUUAUUCCAAUCAUAGUGAUAAUAAUAUACACAUCAUUGUAUGAUUGAGGUUCUGCAUAGGUUGGACAUGAAAAGUGCUCUGUUUCCAUGGUUACAACUGAGCUCUUAUCCUUGAGCUCUCCACCCUCUCAGAGAACUAUUAGACUUUGCUUUUGUGGGCAGACAGACAAACAUUUUGGUGAUAUCUCAUGUUUUUUAACCAGCAUUUAAUUUUCUGUUAAGGUUUUCCUACUAAUAUACAAUAUAUACAAAGAACCAAAUGUUAAAGAACACCUAUUUUGUCAUUUGACUAAAGUUAAACCAUCAGCUGUAAGUAUUGCAAUUUGAUAUGAUUGGGUGUUCUUUGAUAUUGUUUUUGAGUAGUAUAAAUUUAUAUAAUUUCGAAAUAGGUUUGUUUUAAAAUCUAUGAUAUAUUUACUCUAAGGAAAUAGGAAAUAGUUUGCUUGACAUUUGAUGGGAUUAUUUAGUGAAGGUGGGCUCACUGGUUCAUGCACUCAACUGCCAUUCCAGAAAUUCAGGUUUGAAUCCUGACCUGUUUUGAUGCAAUUUGUGUACCUUACCAUUGUAAAUUGGGUGUCACCUACAUAGGAAUAGAUCCCAACUGUAAUUGUCAUGUACCCAGCCUUCAAAAUUCAUGCUGGUCUGCUAGCCCGAGGCUACUAAAUUGGGCUGAGGAACAUUGUAAAUUUGAUGAUGGUAGUCUUCGUUGACUAUUAGCAGUUGAAGGCUCUUAUUUUGAAUCAGUUGUCAAUGCUUCCAUUUUGCCUAAACUUAGAACUGAUUAAACUGACAGAAA